Molecule: messenger RNA, 480 nt
Organism: Vicia villosa (hairy vetch)
Lineage: Eukaryota; Viridiplantae; Streptophyta; Magnoliopsida; Fabales; Fabaceae
Exons: 1
Coding region: 1-480 (159 amino acids)
Source: RefSeq, a predicted model, not a curated record
AUGUCGAACAUCUCCCAUGAAGCAACAAACUCAACUCCAUUUCGACUAACAUUUAGACACGACGCGGUCCCACCUGUUGAAAUUUAUUUACAAUCGACAAUAAUUCAAUGGCAAGAUGGAAUUUUGUCUGACCAUUAUUGGAAUAUGAUAUUAGAUGAAUUAAUUGAUUUAGAUGAAGAAAUGUUAGAUGUAUUAGACAUGUUAGUAAGACAAAAAGAGCGAGUCGCUAAAGUGUAUAAUAAGAAAGUUAGAGCAAAAACAUUCAUAUCUGGUGACUGCGUUUGGAAAGUAAUUUUGCCUGUAGAUCAAAAGGAUAUAACCUUAGGCAAGUGGUCACCCAAUUGGGAAGGAACAUUUCAAAUUAUUCAGGUCUUUUCAAAUAAUGCCUAUGAGAUUGAAGAAUUAUCACAUGAUCGUCGAAUCUUGAGAGUUAAUGGCAAGUAUCUAAAGAGAUAUAAACCUAUGCUACAAAAAGUUUGA